Molecule: messenger RNA, 3681 nt
Organism: Eriocheir sinensis (Chinese mitten crab)
Lineage: Eukaryota; Metazoa; Arthropoda; Malacostraca; Decapoda; Varunidae
Product: PHD finger protein 10-like
Exons: 15
Coding region: 195-3509 (1104 amino acids)
Source: RefSeq, a predicted model, not a curated record
CUAGUACCGGUACCCCUAUGAGGCGCCGCGCCGCUCUAAAGGCAAAAAAAACUGCGGGCGGUGUGACGUGCAUUCUGCCUUCCCUGACCCGCCAGCACACCCUGGCGUUCCCCGGUGGUUAAGGAGGAGAGUUUAGUGUUCAAGGCAUCUACAGCUAUACUCUUAAGCUUAUCCAGCCUCCUGGUGCAGCAAGUAUGUCCUCUUCAGAUCCACCAGCUCCACCUUUACUCUCAGAUGAGUCUGCUGCUCCCCAGGAUGAAGAGCCAUCUGAAGAAGCUGACCUGGACAAAUUAAAAGAAACAGAAGCAGCUGUAAUGUCUCUGCUAGCAUCAGAAGCUGAUGAAACUUCUGCUUCAGAUGAAGGCCAGACCUUAGUUGCUGUCACUGAACCAUAUAUAGGUGAAGGAGACUCUGAUGAAUUCCCUGCCAAAGUAGCAUCAUCAAGAGCAUCACCACAAAAUAACGAUGCAGGUCUUGUUGAGGCAACACCAGGUGAGGUGACUGUAAAGCUUACCACAGAGGGCCUCUCAUCCCUCGUGUCAUACUCCUCAUCUUCAGCAGAAGUGUCAGCUUCAGAAGAUAAUACUCAGGAUGUCCCUGAAAAGAGCAACUCGGAGGAUCCUUUGACUUCUGGGAAAAGUAUUGCUGAUAAUGUUAAGGAACCAGCAGCAAUUUCCCAGGUGUUAGAGGAGACAGAAGAGAACCAGCAUGAAAAGUCCCAGGUAUCCCCCGGAGAAGUGUUGGCUGCUGCAGCUGAUGCCCUCGCCAGUGCUGUAGAUGAGGUACAGGUGGAAGCAGAAGAAGUUGCAGCUAUUGAGAGUGUUACAGCAGCACUUGCUCAGGCUGAGGCAGACUUAGCAAUGAAAACUGCUGAAGAUGAUGUGGAUGCUGCUGAAUCAGAUAUUCCAGAGGCAGUGGGCAGUGAGGAGGAAGAGGCUGCUAGUGUCCCAAAUUCUGUUGUGAAAGAGGACAGCAAUGCCACAUCUCCCCCUGACACUAAAGUGGGUGAGAGCAGCACUGAACAUAUACAGAGUGCACAGGAAUCAAAAGAUGCAGUGGAAACUCCACCAAAUGUGAUGGAGGCUGUUACCCAAGAAGCAUUAGUGAGUGCAUUUGAUGAAGAGACACAAGCUGCUCAGGAGAAGAAAGAUGAGGUGAACUUACCAAAGGACAGUCUUGAAGAGGCAGAAGAGGCACUUACAUUUGUAAAAGAUUCAAGUAAUCAGAAAUCUCCCAAAGAGAUGGAAAAAGUUACCUUCAAAGACAUUGUUCAAACCUCUGUUGCUGAUGAAAAUUCAGAUGUGAAAAUGGAUACUGAUACCAAAGAAGUACCAGAAAAAUUACCUACUGAACAUCCCUCCACAAAGAUUGAUACCACACAGUCAGCCAAAUCAACAGCUGAAGAUGCUGAUGCAGAUACUACAGAGGAAAGCAAGAUUACUAUUGAUAAAGAGGCUAACAGUGGAAAAGGAAUAAAGAGACCAUUGGAAGAUGACACAGAAGAGCCUGCAGAAGACAAAAAGAAGGAGGAGGAGGGGAGAGGAAAAAGACCAAAGAAAAGUGAGCCAGCAAUUGACUCUUCUCUGCAUCCUCUGGAACAGGAAGAGGCUCAAGACACACCACAGGAAGAGGAAACUGAGCUGAUGGAAACAGGCACUACAAGGGACCUAGAACCAGAGAGUGGCAUCAAAACACGAAAGAGAGUGGAGCCUGAAGGAUUGGAAAAGGGUGACGAAGGAAGUAGAGAUGGUGAAGGAGAUGAGGUGGGUGAAGAUGAUGCUGAGAAGAAAGACAAUAGUGGUCAAGACAAAGACAAAGAUGACAGCAAGGAAGAUGAAGAGUCAUCUACCCCAUCAAGGAGAAGAAAGAAGAAGAGAAGAGCUUAUGAAAGACCAAGAGGAGAAGGGGGCAAAUUCAUGAAAGAAAAACCAGAUCCAUCAAUGUUGGAUGAGGAGACAAGAAUGGACUGCAGUCUGCUGCAGGAUGAAGACUCGCAAGGUUCAGCCUCCAGAAGGGAAGUUCGGAGGUUCCGCUGUGAAGUUAUUGUUCCAGAGAGUACGGAAGUGUUCACUGCCGACAAAGUGGUUGAGUAUGUGUGGCCGCUGGAAGGCAUCGGAGAACACUACUUCAUCCAGGAGCAGAUCUCUCAGUACCUGGGGAUCAUGUCCUUCAAGAGGCGGUACCCAGACCUACGACGCAGGCCCAUUGACAUGCAAGAACGAGAUUACCUCAAGGAAAAAGGCCUUGUGUCAGAUAUGGCCUGUGAUUUAGGACUGACAGCAGUAAGAAGCGAGGAUGUUUUGGACGUCAUGUUUAAUGACUUUCCUGCAAAAUUUGAGGAGUUGCAGCGUCUCUUGAGGGAACGCAAGGAGAAUGAAAUGAGAGAGAGAGGGAAAGUGAACUACUCCAUGGCCAAUAUUGACAAAUCCAAGAUGCAGGAGUAUGGAAGGAAAGCUGCUGCUGAUGCAGCGCGCUGGAAUGCCAGCUUCAACAAAGAGAAGAGAGAAGAUCGCAGGUACAGCUUUGAUCUCCAGACAUUUACACUGCAAAUGCCUCUUGGCCGAGGAAAGAAGCUACCUCCAGAGAUGACCAAGAUUGGGUUUUAUCCAGUGGCUGUUCUCCCUGGCCAAUUCACCAACAGCUACAGGGAGUAUACUCCUCAAGCCUUGAAGACUAUGCCUUUAAAUACUGUUGUGUCUGCACCUGUCGUCCCAGACCCACUUGGCUCAGAUGGAAACAGCUCAGACUCAGAAGAAGAAACUAAUGAUACAACUCAGAGGUCAGUGGUGGAUGAUCCUGUGAAGGAGGAGAAGGGAGGGGAGGCUGGACCUCGCUGCAAAGUAUGUAGUGGGACCAAGAACCGUAACAAGGGAGGCAAGCCGGAGCCCCUUAUCAUAUGCGGCAACUGUAAAUCUGCAAGCCAUCCAACUUGCAUUGAUCUGACUCUGGUGAUGGUGCCCAAGAUUGAGUCCUACAACUGGCAGUGUAUGGAUUGUAAGUCUUGUGUCACCUGCAACGAUCCUGACGAUGAGGACAAGAUGAUCUUCUGUGACAUGUGUGAUCGAGGAUACCACAUAUACUGUGUGGGUCUAAGACGAGUCCCCAAUGGGCGCUGGCACUGCAAAGAGUGUGCCAUGUGCUCCUCCUGUGGCUCCAAAACACCAGCUGGCAACGAGCACCUGAAGAAUGCUGAGUGGCAACAUGAGUUCAAGAAGGACAAGGACAACAAGCAGCUGAGGUACGCCACCACCCUGUGUGUACCGUGUGAUAAGUAUUGGAAGCGGCGGCAGUUCUGCUACGUGUGUCUCAAGGUGUACAGGAGCAUCCCUGAGGACGGGAUGGUUCGCUGCUCUAACUGUCCCAAGUAUAUCCACAGAGAAGGUACCUGCUCAACCAUGUAUGAAAGUGAGCGAUUUUGCAUCAACUGCUUUAAGAUGCGCAAUUCUACUGCCUUGAACCACUCUCGCAUCAUAGCAGCGGCCAAGAAGAAGAUGGCAUCAGGUUACUAGUGCCUUGGACCGUCUUCUCUCACUACUGUGUGUCCUCCACUGUCUGCAGUCCUAGGUGGGCCGGAGUGUUGGGGCGUGAGCCGGGCUUCGAGUUGGGCCUGGAUGGACCAAAAAGGUUGCAAAUCCCUGCAUUAACAUACUAGCCAAGGCGACCAGAGAAUAUAUAAUAAUA